Molecule: messenger RNA, 636 nt
Organism: Dendronephthya gigantea
Lineage: Eukaryota; Metazoa; Cnidaria; Anthozoa; Malacalcyonacea; Nephtheidae
Exons: 1
Coding region: 1-636 (211 amino acids)
Source: RefSeq, a predicted model, not a curated record
AUGUUUUAUAAAAGUAUCGGGAACGGUAAUCUAACCUUUGAAGAAUUAUCAGACGUGAUCCUAGACAUAGAAGUUGUAAUGAACAAUCGACCGUUAACAUACGUUGAAGACGACGUAGAACAAACUGUUCUCACCCCCGCAAGAAUGUUGCAGAUAAAUCCAGUUAUCUUACCUGAAGUGGAAUCUUAUCACGUUGAGGACCACAGCCUUCGGAAGAGAGCGAAGUUUCUUCGUAGAUGCAAGGAUUUGUUGUGGAGACGGUGGUAUAGAGAAUACGUUCGUGGGCUAAGAGAUCGACACCGACAAGAUAAUGGGAAAAACGCAGAUCAUCCCAACCGUGGUGAUGCUGUUAUCAUCGAAGGAGAGGAGAAGAACAGAAAUUUAUGGAAGAUGGGCGUAGUCGAAGAGCUGAUUCGAGGGCGUGAUGACGUAGUACGGGGAGCAAAGAUCAGGACGCCAAAUGGAAUUCUUGAACGUGCAAUACAGCAACUCUACCCGAUAGAACUUUCCUGUGACUUACCACCUCUAACCACGUUAAACCCAGACACCCCUCCCUUCCAACCCCGACCGAAACGUGAUGCAGCAGCAGCGGCAGCGAUCCGCUUACGGGAUCAAGCAGAAGAAGAUGAACGGUGA